Molecule: messenger RNA, 1554 nt
Organism: Pseudomassariella vexata
Lineage: Eukaryota; Fungi; Ascomycota; Sordariomycetes; Amphisphaeriales; Pseudomassariaceae
Exons: 6
Coding region: 1-1554 (517 amino acids)
Source: RefSeq, a predicted model, not a curated record
AUGCCGCCAAAAGCCCAAGGCCUUCUCAAUGAGACCAUGGCAUGGCUCGACACCUGGUACGACCCCUCGGCCGGCUAUCUUUACGAUUGCGCCGGCUCCGUGGCACUACGACAUGAGACGCGCAGCUCAGCCUGGUAUGCAUUGGGUCUACUGGCGCGUAACAAUGGCAGCGAUGCAGUCGAGGCUGAGAGGAUUGUUCGUAACAUAAUCCAGGCGCAGUUCAAGAACGAGCAGGACCAGUGGUAUGGUGACUACGAAAUGUACCCAGGACAACCCCAAGUCGGGAGUUCGGUGUACCCGGCCGUCAUCUACAACUCGUGGGAUCCAAAUUGGCGCGGUUUUGUCGGCACGACUUUUAUCAUGAUCUUGGAAGAGUUCGGUGAAUUAUUGAGUGACGACACCCAGGAAAUGGUGCUGGAGUCGUUGUACAAUACUACAAAAGGAGAUACGUAUAGAGUCGGCGGUGUCGAUGACGAUAACUUGUACCCCUCAUACAGCAACCCAGCCAUUAUGCGAGCCUUCGUAUCAGGAUGGACCGGCAGGCGACUCACCGACAGCAACAUGACGGCUUCGGGUGAGAUGUAUGCUCAGGAGAUAAUCGACCUAUUUACUAUGUACGACACCCUCUCGGAGUUCAACAGCGGAACCUACACAGGCGUCUCGCUUUUCGGCCUUCUACUAUGGUCCAAGUACCUUCCCAAUGACUCCGUUAUGACCGAAUAUGGCCCCAAGAUGUUGCAAGACACCUGGAAGGCCGUUGAGCAACUCUGGCAUCCAGGGUUCAAGAACAUGGUCGGCCCCUGGGAUCGGGCAUAUGGAUUCGACAUGAACCGCUACGUCUCUCUGAUGGGACUGUGGUUCUGGGCCUUGAUCGGCAAAGACAAGUCUUCCAUAAUCGAGCAUCCGCAAGACAUGUCGCAUUCUCCCGACUGGGCGUGGGGUCCUCCAAUGGCUGUAUUGGCCGGUUUUCAUGAGACGCUCAUCCCGAACGACACUCUUACUAAAUUGGAAACGUUCAGUGGAGAGCAUAUCUUCACGGCUUCGGCGUACUAUCCGCCGUAUGACCUGAAGCCGCGGAAUAUCACCACGUGGUUGUCGGAAAACCUAACUAUCGGCGGCGAGUCAUACACCGAGAAUGUGUUAGGUGGCCCCUCGGAGAGUCAGGGCUCAUUUAACCCCGCCAUCAUCCACUGGAAUACCGGCGACGAAAUCAACUUCUUAUCCUGGUAUGCCACCGAAAUGGCGCUCGAGGCCGACGUCUCGCCGGGGAAACUCAACUUGACAUACCCUCAGGGCAACGCUUCUUCCACCUUCACCUUCGUGGUUGGCACAUUCAAAAAGGUCAACAUGAUCUUGAGUUGGGAGGACCUCCAGGGGUUGAAUGUGACCCUCUCAGGUAAUGUCAAUGCAUCCUACAGUCUGUCCUUCGCAGGCCAACUCGGAGGUUCGGGUGAUCUGGUCCGGGAUUUCGAGUUCUGGAAUUUCACCUAUACGAUGCCGAGUGGGUUUGAAGGGAUUCCGAAUAUAUGCCUGGAGUUGAAGCUUAGCGAAUGA